Messenger RNA from Puma concolor (puma), 1551 nucleotides. The record is from RefSeq and is a predicted model, not a curated record. NCBI's taxonomy places the organism in Eukaryota, Metazoa, Chordata, Mammalia, Carnivora, Felidae.
AUGAGGGCAACAGAAAAAGAAUUCAGCAAAACUGAGAACCCCAAAUUCCAGUUCUUACAACUAUCUAAUGUUAUGGAACAGUUCAAUCCUGGGCUACGAAAUUUAAUAAACCUAGGAAAAAAUUAUGAAAAAGCUGUUAAUGCUAUGAUCCUUGCGGGAAAAGCCUACUACGAUGGAGUGGCCAAGAUUGGUGAGAUUGCCACCGGGUCCCCUGUGUCAACAGAGCUGGGCCAAGUUCUCAUAGAGAUUUCAAGUACCCACAAGAAACUCAAUGAGAGUCUUGAUGAAAACUUCAAAAAAUUCCAUAAAGAGAUUAUACAUGAGCUGGAGAAGAAGACAGAACUUGAUGUAAAAUACAUGAAUGCAACUCUUAAAAGAUACCAAACAGAACACAGGAAUAAAUUAGAUUCUUUGGAGAAAUCUCAAGCAGAGUUGAAGAAGAUCAGAAGGAAAAGUCAAGGAGGACGAAAUGCGCUCAAAUAUGAACACAAAGAAAUUGAGUAUGUAGAAACCGUUACUUCUCGCCAGAGCGACAUCCAGAAAUUUAUUGCAGAUGGGUGCAAAGAAGCCCUGCUUGAAGAGAAAAGGCGCUUCUGCUUUCUGGUUGACAAACACUGUAGCUUUGCAAAUCACUUACAUUAUUAUCAUUUACAGUCUGCAGAAUUACUCAAUUCCAAACUGCCUAGGUGGCAGGAGACCUGUGGGGAUGCUACCAAAGUACCUGAGAAAAUCAUGAAUAUGAUAGAAGAAAUUAAGACCCCAGUCUCUACCCCAGUGUCUGGAACACCUCAGCCUUCACCAAUGAUCGAGAGAAGCAACAUGGUUGGGAAAGAUUAUGACACCCUUUCUAAAUAUUCACCAAAGGUGCCCCCAGCUCCUUCAGCCAGAGCGUAUACCAGUCCUUUGAUUGAUAUGUUUAAUAACCCAACAGCAGUUGCACAGAAUUCAGAAAGGAUAAAGAAUUCAACAGAUUCUUCAGAUGAUCCCAGUUUACAGCGAUCGGUUUCUGUCGCAACCGGACUGAACAUGAUGAAGAAGCAGAAGGUGAAAACCAUCUUCCCACACACCGCAGGCGCGAACCAGAGCUUGCUCAGCUUCGCCCAGGGAGAUGUCCUCACGCUGCUCGUCCCCGAGGAGAAAGACGGCUGGCUUUAUGGGGAGCACGACACCACGAAAGCGAGGGGUUGGUUCCCGGCAUCUUACACGAAGUUGCUGGAAGAAGAUGCAAAGGAGGCCAUGAGUGUGCCCACACCAAGCCCAGCGCCAGUGAGAAGCAUCAGCACCGUGAACUUAUCCGAGAAAAGCAGCGUGGUCAUCCCCCCGCCAGAUUACUUGCAAUGUCUGUCCCUGGAAGCGGCUGCAGAUAAGAGAGCAGACAUUUCCAAAAGUAUUUCUACCUUUAAAGCACCGGUGUCCAAACCAGAAAGCACCUCUCCUAACGACGCAAAUGGGACAGCAAAGCCUCCUUUUCUCAGCGGAGAAAACCCCUUCGCGACGGUGAAACUCCGGCCGACGGUGACAAACGAUCGCUCUGCACCGAUCAUUCGAUGA